AUGGUUUUAUUCGUGCAACUUUCACCGCAAUUGUUGAAAGCUAAGUUGCAGCUCCAAGUAUCUACGAUUGCACGGAGGAGUAGCCGUGUGACUUACGGCACGUUCUCGGACGUUGGUAACGCAAGUGAGAUCGGCAAGCAUUUGCCCGAUAUGCCCAAGCAACGCCAAACAUGCACGCGAUGCAGCCAACGUCGGCAGAAAUGCGACAGGAAGUCGCCUUGCACUAGAUGUAUUCUGAACGAUGAGAGAGACCUUUGUACGACAAAAUGGGUCCAUGGUUACAAUCCUUCGGUUCAUAGAAAGUACCCCAGAAGGCAGGAUCUAGAGGGUCAAGAUCAAUCUCCGCAAUCUGCUGCUAGCUCAAGAGAAACGUCUUCAUCUCUAGGUCCACCACUACAGAACGCACAACCAACUAUUCAACACUGGCCACUGUUACCAUCUGGGACUCAAAAUUUACCUUCACACGUGCUGCCUCAGUCAGCAACGUCUGCUCCUGGUCGAGGUCCACCGCAAGCAUUUACUCCGUCUUCUGUAGAAGAGUUCUCCGUUGGAGGAGAGAAGCCUCUCGACAUCGGUAUCGGGGCUAUACUUUCGGAGAAGGACUCGCCCGCCCAGGAUACCGGUCUUUCGUAUCAGGAUCCCAGAUAUAUGCAGACUAAACGAAUCCCGAUCAAUGCUCCUGGGGGAUUUUCUACCUGUUACUCGUCCGCUGCAGCAGUAGUUGAGAUUCAGUACCUCCAAUCAAUUCUGCCAUCGAAAGAGAAUGUCAUCCGAAUCACAAAUUAUUAUGAACAGUGUAUGCUUUACUGGAUAAACGGCAUCUACCACGGCCCCAGCUUUCGGCGAGAAUUGAACGAGGCCUACGAUUCCUCUGACCAGCUGAACUUGAGCAGCCUGGAUUGGCGUUGGACAGCUCUUCUGUUUGCUAUACUUUCCUCCGGCAUCAUCGGCUGUCCAGAAGAUGUGUCUGAUGAGUGGGGAUUCCCCGGCGACGACAAAGUGAAACGUGCCCGGGAGUGGGGUGGUGCCACCGUUGCGUGCCUCAAUCUGGGGAACUAUACCUCCCAGUAUCACAUUCACUCUGUGCAUGCGAUCUACAUUCUGCAUGCCUAUGAGCAUCUGGCAGGCUCUACAAAUCAAUGGAUAGCUUUGCGAAGUGUUGCUUCGAUUAUCGCCAAAGGCUUGGGUCUCCACAGAUUAGGGCCACAUCCCGAUGACGAGCAAACUUCUGGACUUAGUCCAGAGCAGAAGCAAGCUUUGAUUGAUCGUGAAAUAGGUCGAAGAACCUGGUACACUAUCACAACUCAAGAUUGGCUCAUCACUGUUUCACAAGGCACUCACAACACAGCUAUCCAGAAAAACCACUUUACCACUUCAAGGCCUCGACUCUUCGAUGAUAAAACGAUGACACUGACUAGCGACUCCACACCGGCUCUGGCCCAUAUUGGGAACUUUUUCUUCGACAAUGCCUCUGGGCUUCUCAAUUUUUUCACCGCCAUGUCCGAUGUCCAAGAUGAAGACGAUGCGACCCGCUAUGGCGUGGUCGUCAAAUACGACGGAGACUUUCGUGCCGAUAACCUCGAGAAUAUGCCAAUAUGUCUGUCACAUCGAACACCAAUCAACCCUGCCUGGCCGUGCUGGACUAAAUGGGCGCGGCGAAUGUAUCAAUCGGCCUACAAUCACAACAUUAUUAUGAUACAUCAAACCUUCCUCAGUAAAAGCUUCAAAGAACCCCGAUACACUUACAGCAGGUGGGCGAGCACAAACGCAGCAAAGAUCAUCAUCGGGCUAUAUACCACUCGCGAGCCCGACGAGCCACAAUUAUGGGUCGAGCAAGCCUUCGUGGUAACAGCGGGGAUCUGCCUUGGAAUUGACCUUUUCCAUCGCUCGGAUCGAGAUUCAGAAACUCAGGAGUAUUACGCCUGCGUGCACAAAGCGAUCGACUACUUGGGGCUCUUUCCCACUAGUUCAGUCGCUACUCAUGGUAGACGGCUGCUCACCUCUCUGAUUCAGAAAUACAUGAAGAUCAUUGAAGAAGCACGGUCGAACUCGCAGACGAUACAUGACAGAUCUUUUCCAGAUAUGUCCAGCGCCCCGCCGGACAUGUCUCUCGCUGGUGUUGCGGGUAUGGCGUCUACGUUACCUUCAAAUCUUGACGUGCAUCCUGCGAAUGACGAGACGGUUCCGUUCCAUUUGGACACCAAUAUGCUUGACUUCGACUUCGAGGACAUCAUGUGUGGCAUACAAGAUUCAAUGGAUUAUAAUCCCUUCCUCGAUAGCAUGCUGUCGAUGGCUACUGGACAAUUGCCGUAG
This is a messenger RNA of Dothidotthia symphoricarpi CBS 119687, 2313 nucleotides long. RefSeq lists its product as uncharacterized. Gene Ontology annotation, biological process: regulation of DNA-templated transcription. The coding region runs from base 1 to 2313 and encodes 770 amino acids. Lineage: Eukaryota; Fungi; Ascomycota; Dothideomycetes; Pleosporales; Dothidotthiaceae. Gene Ontology annotation, molecular function: zinc ion binding; DNA-binding transcription factor activity, RNA polymerase II-specific. The record is from RefSeq and is a predicted model, not a curated record. The transcript has 6 exons.